GGAGCUCAGGGCCGAGGAUUAAACAGAGAAGCAGUCCCGGCACGAUGACAGCAUCCAGCUCGUAGAUAGCAGCCCCCACCUCCACCACCCCAUCAUCAUCAUCCUCAUGAGGGGCACGCGGCGGAUUUUUUCCGGGGAGAUAGUCGCUGUUUGCCGUCACAUUCUCCGUAUCGCCCUGAGUCGUUCCUCCUCUUGAAAACCACGAGGUGGCUACGCCAGACAGGGACCAGCACCGAUGGUCUCUAGGGUCUCUCGCCACCUCCUUUCAACCUAUCCUGGAAGGGUUGCAGAGCUGAUGUCACAGAGGGUGAAUGGCCGCUUGCGUUGUGGAGUCCUAAAGAGGCACGCUUCAUCACGAUAAAUGGAGGAGAAGGAGCGGUGUCGGAGCAGGUCUCCAGCUCGGAGGGCGAGCAGAGUUCAGCAGGUGGUGGGAACCAUAAUACGUCGCACCCGAGAAUCACUGAGCAGAGAGCGGUUGCUAGGCGAUGGGAGGCCUCAACGUUCCAACAGCUUGUCCAAUCAGAAUUAUCAAGCUAAGCUGUCACUGCAGAUCACCAGGGAUCCUGUGCUGGACCGAAGUACCGGACAUGGAUUCACCCUCACCACAAACACACCCCUGCUGGUCAGGGAUGUGGCCACAGAAAGUCCUGCGGAUGGGAUACUCUACCCAGGAGACCAAGUGCUGCAGAUCAAUGAUACGGUGUUGGAGGAUUUGAAUGCAGAUCAGGUGGAAAACAUUUUAAGGGACUUGGAGGACUGUAUAACCGUAACGAUUCUCCGGCACAUGACUAACCCCAAAUCAUCCAUCAUGUCAGCAGAGAAGAGAGCCCGUCUGAGGAGUAAUCCAGUUAAAGUGCGCUUUGCAGAGGAGGUGGUGGUGAAUGGCCACACUCAGGGGAACUCUCUUCUCUUCCUGCCCAACGUUCUAAAAGUGUAUCUCGAGAACGGACAGACCAAGGCCUUCAAAUUUGACCACACUACCACUGUCAAGGAUAUUGUUCUGACUCUGAAGGAUAAACUAUCCAUCCGGGCCAUCGAAUACUUUGCCCUGGUGCUGGAGCAACAGUACAGCAUCACUAAACUUCUGCUGCUCCACGAAGACGAGCUUAUACAGAAGGUGGUGCAGAAAAAAGAUUCCCAUGAUUACAGAUGUCUAUUCCGGGUGUGCUUCAUUCCCAGAGAUCCAACGGACCUGCAGCAGGAGGACGCCUUUGCCUUUGAGUACCUAUUUUUACAGAGUGUUGGUGAUGUUCUACAGGAGCGCUUUGCUGUCGAGAUGAAGUGUAAUACUGCACUUCGCCUCGCUGCCCUGCACAUGCACGAGAGACUGGAUAGUUGUGGGCUGACAAGGACAUCUAUCAAAGCAAUUACGAAGGAGUUUGGCCUUGAUAGCUUCAUUUCCCCCACACUGCUCAGCAACAUGAGGGAGAAGGACCUGAGGAAAGCCAUCACCUACCACCUCAAAAAGAUCCAGUCUCUGUUAGAGCCACGCCAAAAGGUGAUAUCUGCUUCCCAGGCUCGGCUAGCCUACCUCACUCAGCUGGGAGAGCUUGUUUCUUAUGGGGGAAGAUCCUACUCAGCUACGAUGAUGCUUCAAGAAAGGGAGGUGUCGGUCAGCCUCUUGGUGGGGGCCAAGUAUGGCAUGAGUCAGAUCAUCAACCACAAGCUAAACGUAAUCUCCACAUUGGUUGAAUUCAGCAGCAUCAGCCGCGUGGAGUUGCUUUCCGAGUCGGACAAAGUCAGUCUGCUGCGCAUCUCGCUGCACGACAUGAAGCCUUUUGCCUUACUGAUGGACUCUCUGGCAGCCAAAGAUCUAGCAUGUUUGCUGGGGGGGUACUGCAAACUCCUGGUGGAUCCGAGUCUCAAUAUCUUCCGACUGGGGCGCCCCAAAGUGAGGGUGCACCGCAUUGCUGCUGAAGAAGGUGUGUGUGGGAAGUUCACCGUGGUAGAGGGCGAGUGCUAUGAAUCCUUAUCAAGUUAUGUGUCUCGCUGCUGUAGUGACUCAGAGGAAUCAACAGAUGAGGAUGACCCAAUGGACUCUCAGAAUUACAAACACCAUGACCCGGCAAGUCAGGACUGGGAGGAAAGACGGAGGGAGGAGGAAGAAAAGAGGAAAGAGGAGGAGCGACGAGAGAGGGAGGAGCACAAAUGCAAACAGGAAGUGAAGAUAAUAGUGACAACAGAAGGUCAAGAAUAUGGGGAUGAAGAGGACCAAGGUGCUUCAGGAAGCAGACUGCGGAAAGUGAUGAAUGAGGAACUGAAUCCAGAGACCACCUGGUACCACACAGAUUUACGGGUGACCAAUAGCUUUUCCAGCUUGUCUAGCAGCUCUUUGAGUGCUGCCCUAGAGGAGAGCAGCACUGCAAUCAAAGUUUUCCCUUGUCUAGAUGGAUCAUACCCAAAGGAGAAUACCCAAAUCUUGGAUGUUCAUCAACCCUUCCUUCUGGAGCCAAAACGCGUCCAAGGCCCCUCAAGACCGACUAAUCUCAAUUACCGAGUCAACGACAACGCUUGUCUUUGUUUUGUUGAACUCUCAAAAGCUGAUUUCCUCUCAAGCCCGUCAGGAGCUACUAGUGAUGAUGAGGAGGACGAGGAGGAGGAAGAGGAAGAACAUGGAAGGGAGGUUUUAAGACGCAUUUCUAAGAUCCCAAGUUCAAGAGAUUUAAGAAUGAUUGACAGCAUACCUUUCGAAAGAGCGGCCAUUAAAAAAAAGAAAACUCCUCCCAAAGUCCCAAUACGAACCAGCUCCAUUCCAGGCCAUAAAGCAGGACCAGCUGAGCAGCACCUAUCAAAGGAUGAAGAGUCUCUUUUCCAAACUCCUUCCCCAAACCCCAAACCAGGUCUGUUGGUCAAAGAGAAUGUGUCAGAGUCUGAAGAGGAGUUUUUUGAUGCACAGGAGAGAUUCACUCCACCAGUUCCAGAUCUCUCAGACGAAGAGCUGGCGGAUCAGCGGAAUGCCAAUCGUUUGAGUGGAACAUGGAAUUCACUUCCAGGAAAAGUACCAACUUCGCCCCUGUCCAAAAAAGUUCAAACUUCGAAAAACAAGAAAGAAGUAGAGGAGCUUAAAUGUCCCACAAAUACAGUUAAUAGCCGAGUUGGUAUAGUAUCUUAUGCAGAGAAAACUGAUGUUAAGAUGAAACCACCAUUGGCCCCUAAACCCCAGCUGCCUCCAAAACCUCAGACUGUUCCUCCCAAGUCCCCAAACCAUGGGAAAUCCUAUGCCCACUGCAACGGGGAUGCCCGUGGACGUCUGUCUUCUGAUCUCUUGGAAAUGGAGCCGGACACUAUGGAAUUCAAGUCGGUCACGUAUGGUACAGGAGGGUUGCCCUUGUCGAAGCCACUCAUCACAGCCGUGCGACGCAGCAAACAACCAUUACCAAUCACAGCGCUACAAACAAGGGAGGAACAAGCAAAUAGGACAAAAGAAAAUGGACAUGUCGUUUCCAAAGACAAAACAUACAUUCCCGGAAAAAAUGACUCUUUUGAAGGGACAAAAAGUAAUGGGACUACAAACAAACCACCAAAUGUACCUGUUAUCCCUAAGUUAUCUGCUCCUCCUCCUGUACCACCGAAACCUACUUCUCCAAAAAUUCUCCAUUCUCUAUCAUUGGUAUCUAGCUCUUCGAUCUCUCCGACAGACCCAAACAAAAGCAUCCUUAAAGAUGUCAAAAAUCCACCAAACGGGAUGCACCCUUGGAGCAGCCGCAAUGGCAGUGUGCAGUCCGGACCUAGGAGGGUCUCUGUUAGCCACGAGAGCCUUUCACCCAAAAAUGCAGAUGCAUCAAUUGCCACCUCCCUCACUUUAAGCAGCUCCAAAGAUGUUAUUAGCGACAAAAGUGGAGAACAGCGAAGAUCUGGGUCUGGCUCAGAUCUUAGGAGUAGCUCUUCCAGCAUUGGAGGAAGACUAUCUGCCUCUGUUCUUAGGGGAAAGAUCCAAGCGCUUCCCUGGUACAUGACCCGCUCACAAGAGAUUUUGGGGACCCUGGACUACCCCUCCACGAGCUCAAUCAAUGGCGAUACAUCUGGAUUUGGUUCAGGUUUGUCUGUGGCAAGUGGGCUGUCUGAUACAAACAAGACCCCUGUGAAAGAAACCGUAGCCUCAAAAUCAGGGAGGAGAGACAAUGUUUGUGAGGAUGGAGCUGAGGUUGUCAUAGCUACCAUUAAGGAAGCAGAGGAAGUGAGCUCAUACUUGAGGAAGGUCAAUGGGAUAAAUGGGUCACAUCCAAAUCUUAAUUUUGCAAGCAACAGUGCACACAACGUUUCGUCAGAGCAGCCUCAAUCACGGACCCACUCAGCAGUGGGAAUGGGAGGCAUAUCCAACAUGCAGAUUGGGGGAGACUCGCCAACGUCUUCCCUCGGAGAGAGCACCCCUCCUCAGCAGCGCGAGCCUUGUGGCUGCCGUACCGUGUACGCCAACUGUUUCAGCGGCGAUAACGAGGAUGGCAUCAGCUUCGACGAGGAGCUGACUGUCUAUGAGUUCUCCCGCCGCACCCGCCCCAAGACAACACGACCUCCAGCUGUCCCUUCGCCCACCACACCCGCGCCAAAUCCCAAUAUCCUGUCACUGCUGAAGGACAACCCUCGUCCACUCUCCACUUUCUCCACUGCCUCCUCUGAACUCAGCCCCUUAGUUUCAUGUCCUGUGUCUCCGACAACCUCACUCCGAGGUCCCCUUCAUUCGCUCGGCAACAAGAACUACGGUGGACUGAAAGGAGGUUUUGCCUCCCUGCGCCAAGAUAUAGAUCAGCUUUUGCAGGUCUUGGAGAGGACGCUACCCGAACAGAUGCAAACAAAUAUCCUUUCAAAGCAGGAUGGCACCGGGCCCGAUCCCAAUCACAAUAGGAGUGAAGGCAGCACUUCGCAAACAGCAUGUUGUACGGGAUGCAGUCCUGCCAGUAUGACAGAGGCUGAGAGGAGUUUUCUCCAAACAGAGGCUCGACGGGUGGCAUCCGGGUGUCAGCGGGCCACACGUGUGGGCUGGGCUCCCGAUGAAGCCCUGCGGUCUUUAUCAAACAGCUUUGGUGCGUUGGUUCAGCUAUCGGCAGCAUGCAUGCGAACCAGUCCACGCGCCGGCUGCGACAGCUGCCAUAACGCCGGCGUGGACGACGACAGCCAGGAGCCUAUGGACAAGUUGAAAGAGAUUGUGGCUCUUUAUCGAGAAUUUGUUGGGGCUGUUGAGACAGCUGGAACUGGUGCUGGGGGCAAGAGUUUGGGCCUCACUGGGUCAGGACAGAGCCAAGGAGAAGGUGAUGGCGUCAGGCUGCUUGCCAAGCGCUGCACUGUCCUCAUCUCAUCUGUGUUUGCGCUCACGCAGCUCUUCCGGACACCCGCAUUAGACUCCUCCGAUACUCCUAGUGGUGUACCCCUCAACUUCUAACCUUUUAACCUGCCGGACUGUUUAGACACUGAAUUUAGAGCUGCGAGAGCUAUAGACAUUUUGUUCUUGUACAGUAAGUGCCAUGCACAUGCACACCGCACAUAUCUACAUGAAAAUACAUAAAGCCCACAAAACCCUGAAUGAGGAGAGGAGACUUUGCUUGGCCUCUUUGUGGGUGCAUAUGGACUAUGCAUUUGUACAUAUGACUUUUGUAACUCUUAUAUUUCUCUUAUUUUAUUACAACUUGUGUAUGGAUGCAAGGAUGAAUUGCCCCUUUAUGUAUUUAUGUAUUUAUUUUUUACAGUAUUUGCACCGUGGUCUGUGAUGUUCAGGUCUCUGGUGGUUAACAAAUCUGAAAUGAUGGCUGUCACUGGAUUUUUUUUUCAUUUUACCGUAUAUUUAAAACAGUAUUAUAUUAACUUUGAUUAUUUUCCUCAAUAAGGUGUAAUCUGUAAUUUUUGUAUUAUAGCAAUCCAUUUUACUAUGAACAAUCACAAAUGCACAAAAAAAUGAACCAAUUUGUUUUCUACGUGCAGAGUUGCACCUUUAUAUAGAUUUUGUUUUUCAAACAUAACAGUAACAUAAAACUUUGAUUAGAUAGUACCAAAUCAGGGAGACUACUUUUGACUGUUACAGAUUGCACCUUUUUUUUUUUUUUUAAGAAAAAAAAAUAACACUCAUAACCAUUUCUUGUCUUUACGGAGCAUCUUUGAAACACUCCUGUCAUUCAAACGUUAUGCAGUAUUAUGAAGUAGUUUUCAUCCAAAGGACAACAUAUACAUAUAUUUUCAAAAAAAUGUGAGAGUAAGGACCACGGCAUAAAACAAGGGAACGUAUUUAUGUUGAAAUAUUUUUGCAAGUCAGAAAAAGUGACUGACACUGUUUUCAUGUAGCAAUGAUGAAACGUCUUAAAACAUCCACACCCGUCUCCCGAAUGCAUUCCUAAACACUUGUAGUGAGAAAUGCUGUACACCAAGGUAAAAAAAAAAUCUACCUUUUUAUGUCUUCUUAUGUCACUAUAGUUUAUGGCUAUGCAAACUCCUCAUAUCUCUUUACUCUUUUUGUCUUGUUGUGCCAACAUUAAAAACAAUAACUGCAUUAUGGUUGUCUGAAAAUAAUGGGUGAUUUCUUUGUUUGAACUUUUGGACUAUGUCUCAAUUCUUUUCUUUUUCACCAGGCAGCACAUUGAUUGAGAACUCUUCCGCAGUUGCCUCCAAGAACAGAGAGCUUUUAAUUUUGCCCCAAUGAAAACCACUUGAGCUGAGAAGCUUUGGAACCACAACAGCUCAGCCCUGCAGCCUGAUCCAGUCCCCCUUCUGACCAAGUCAUAUUGCCCUUAAUCUGAUCUUUAUCUGUCUGACUUUUUGACUCUGUCCUCCAGACUAAGUCGAGUGAGGCACAUGUGGAAAAACACUCAUUACAGUGACGGGACUCAUUUUCGUAAUGACAGGAGAAAGCGUCCAAUGUUUAAUCAGUUAUUGCUGACACUGAAUGCCGCUAAGGUAGAACGCACGAGGAGGGAGCACAUUUGAGCACAGAAAGGUCAGGUAAAUAAGGGGUACAGCCAUUCCCACAGUUAGGGUUUUGGUUCAAAAUGGGUCAGAUUGAAAUUCCCCACCGUAGGCUUUUCAAUUCAUGAUAUAUUCUGCAGCUCUUACCGGAUUUAGAGUAUAUGACAAAGUUAUGGUGAAAUGGCUUUGGGUCCUGCAGAGAAGCCGGAAAGUUUCGGGAAUUUAAAAAAAUGACUCCAGAAGGGACCAUGCUGACUUUUCGGUUGACAUUUAUGGGAGCGAUGCAACAAAAUGUAUUCCACAGAAAUGUCACAGCAAAAUUUGAAUUGGUUUUCAACAUUUGUUUGUGAGGAACACUGUGUUGUUUGUGCUUUAGGGAAAAGUGUUCAUGGUCAUAGAAGCCAAACCUUGUAAAAGGCAACACUUUGUAGAUUGUUGAGAAUGAAAAGCAGUUCAGAAAUAGGCCAAGUGGUCUAUUUACAUGGGAGCUUGAGCUUUUUGUGCCACUGAACAUUUCCUCUGCUGCCAUAAUGGUACUGUGUGCCCGAACAGUGCCGCCUGUACGCCUCUCCAGGCGGUCAAGGGCGGCUGGGUGCUGACUGGCUGUGGCUACUCGAGUGUGAAAUGUGGGCCCAUUAUGUCAACAGAUGUUAAAGUGGAGGAGAGCAAGUGUGACAUAAGGAAGGACGCAUUGGAGAGCGAGUGCAGAACUCCAAAUAAAUGCCACUGCCAAUUAUUAACAAAAUAAACAAGCUUUUGAGCUCAUUAUACGACUUUCCGAAGAAUAAAUACAAAUACAACACCAGUAAAGGAUCGUGCUUAUCAUGACAGUGGGCUUGCGUAUGGCAGCUAUGGCAUUCAUAAAAUGCCAAUUAAACACACAAAAAUGGCCAUUUCGUGGGUGAGUUGGCAAUUAAAAGUUUUUUUUUUUUUUUUUUUAAAGAGUCGUUAUGACUUCACAGUUGUACAUGAUAAUCUUUGAAAAACAAUCGGCCGUCUCUGGGCCGAUCAUGUGCCUCUUAAUUUGUUAUACAAGAAACCACAGCACCAAUCAAACAGCAGAUUUUUCUCCACAGAUCAUAUUUAUCAUGUACGCCUUUAAAGUCAACGACUGUUUUCACAAAGGUGGAAAAAGGCUUUUUUUUGUUGUAUUUUUAGACCGCAAACUCCCCUUUAACAUACUUGAUAUAUGAGGUUUAUCCCAUUACAUUUGAAUGCAGCUGAAAUUAACCAGCAAAAGAAAUCAGGAGACAAUUCUUUGGGAGUAUUCAACAAAAUAGUGGCCUAUUCUCAAAAAAAACAGAGAAUGUUCCACAACACACACAAUACUCAAGCCAACCCAAUAAUUUUUGCCUGAUACUGUAAACAAAAAUGGUGCUGAGCUGGAAGUGUUGCACCCCAUUGGACCCUUGCGUACAGUUGAAAUAAUGCAACGGACUAAUUCGUGUUGGUGUGUGUGUGUGGGGGGGGGGGGG
This is a messenger RNA of Syngnathoides biaculeatus (alligator pipefish), 8363 nucleotides long. It is a transcript of the gene frmpd1b, whose product is annotated as FERM and PDZ domain containing 1b. Lineage: Eukaryota; Metazoa; Chordata; Actinopteri; Syngnathiformes; Syngnathidae. Gene Ontology annotation, molecular function: protein binding. Gene Ontology annotation, cellular component: cytoskeleton. The record is from RefSeq and is a predicted model, not a curated record. Bases 362 to 5377 code for a protein of 1671 amino acids. The transcript has 17 exons.